Molecule: messenger RNA, 3257 nt
Organism: Nycticebus coucang (slow loris)
Lineage: Eukaryota; Metazoa; Chordata; Mammalia; Primates; Lorisidae
Gene: CARM1
Product: coactivator associated arginine methyltransferase 1
Exons: 15
Coding region: 162-2465 (767 amino acids)
Biological process (GO): peptidyl-arginine methylation
Molecular function (GO): protein-arginine N-methyltransferase activity
Source: RefSeq, a predicted model, not a curated record
GUGGGCGGCAGGGGGCGCUGCGCCACGGGGCCGGGUCGCGGCGGUGGCGGCGAGGCGACGCGAGGCCGGCAGGCGGCGCUGCCCGGCUCGGCCUCGGCUUGCGCGGCGGCGGCAGAGGCCUGGGCCCGGGCGCGGCGGCGGGGCCUAGAGCCGGAUCUAAGAUGGCAGCGGCGGCGGCGGCGGCGGUGGGGCCGGGCGCGGGCGGCGCGGGAGCAGCGGGGCCGGGCGUCGCGGGGCCCUGCGCGGCCGUGUCGGUGUUUCCUGGCGCCCGCCUCCUCACUAUCGGCGACGCGAAUGGCGAGAUCCAGCGGCACACGGAGCAGCAGGCGCUGCGCCUAGAGGUGCGCGCCGGCCCGGACGCGGCGGGCAUCGCCCUCUACAGCCAUGAAGAUGUGUGUGUGUUCAAGUGCUCAGUGUCUCGUGAGACAGAGUGUAGCCGUGUGGGCAAGCAGUCCUUCAUCAUCACCCUGGGCUGCAACAGUGUCCUCAUCCAGUUUGCCACUCCCAAUGAUUUUUGUUCAUUCUACAACAUCCUGAAAACUUGCCGGGGCCACACCCUGGAGCGGUCUGUGUUCAGUGAGCGCACGGAAGAGUCCUCUGCGGUGCAGUACUUCCAGUUUUACGGCUACCUGUCCCAGCAGCAGAACAUGAUGCAGGACUACGUGCGAACAGGCACCUACCAGCGUGCAAUCCUGCAGAACCACACUGACUUCAAGGACAAGAUUGUUCUUGAUGUUGGCUGUGGCUCUGGGAUCCUGUCAUUUUUCGCUGCCCAAGCUGGAGCAAGGAAGAUCUAUGCAGUGGAGGCCAGCACUAUGGCCCAGCAUGCUGAGGUCUUGGUGAAGAGUAACAACCUGACAGACCGCAUCGUGGUUAUCCCUGGCAAGGUGGAAGAGGUCUCCCUCCCUGAGCAAGUGGACAUCAUCAUCUCGGAGCCCAUGGGCUACAUGCUUUUCAAUGAGCGCAUGCUUGAGAGCUACCUCCACGCCAAGAAGUACCUGAAGCCUAGCGGAAACAUGUUCCCUACCAUUGGUGACGUCCACCUUGCACCCUUCACGGAUGAACAGCUCUACAUGGAGCAGUUCACCAAAGCCAACUUCUGGUACCAACCAUCCUUCCAUGGAGUGGACUUGUCGGCCCUACGAGGUGCUGCAGUGGACGAGUAUUUCCGGCAGCCUGUGGUGGACACAUUUGACAUCCGGAUCCUGAUGGCCAAGUCUGUGAAGUACACAGUGAACUUCUUAGAAGCCAAAGAAGGAGAUUUGCACAGGAUAGAAAUCCCAUUCAAAUUCCACAUGCUGCAUUCAGGGCUGGUCCACGGCCUGGCCUUCUGGUUUGACGUUGCUUUCAUCGGCUCCAUAAUGACUGUGUGGUUGUCCACUGCCCCGACGGAGCCCCUGACCCACUGGUACCAGGUCCGGUGCCUGUUUCAGUCACCACUGUUCGCCAAGGCUGGGGACACGCUCUCAGGGACAUGUCUGCUUAUUGCCAACAAAAGACAGAGCUAUGACAUCAGUAUUGUGGCCCAAGUGGACCAAACGGGGUCUAAAUCAAGUAACCUCCUGGAUCUGAAAAACCCCUUCUUCAGAUAUACAGGCACAACGCCAUCGCCCCCACCCGGCUCCCACUACACAUCUCCCUCUGAGAACAUGUGGAACACAGGCAGCACCUACAACCUCAGCAGUGGAAUGGCUGUGGCUGGGAUGCCAACUGCCUAUGACCUGAGCAGUGUUAUUGCCAGCGGCUCCAGCGUGGGCCACAACAACCUAAUUCCUUUAGGUGAGUGGCCCUCCAAGGGGGUAGCAGGGGUGGGGGCUUGCCCAGGGCUGCUGUGUGCCUCGAAGGGCCAGCGGACAGCCAUCUUGGCCUGUGCUUGGUCCUUUCACCUUUUCCUUUUCCUGGGGCUCUCUGCUGAGGCCCCCAGAUCCUCUGCCUUGCUCUGCUGCCUACACCAGUGGUCUGGGUGGCUGGGGGCGGUGACGUCGUCUCCCUUCCUUCCUUCCUCGCUGCACAGCCAACACAGGGAUUGUCAAUCACACCCACUCCCGGAUGGGCUCCAUAAUGAGUACAGGGAUUGUCCAAGGCGGGCCAGGGGCAGCGCUGGCCCCUCAGUGCCAAUGCCCACCCCACAGGGUCCUCCGGCGCCCAGGGCAGCGGCGGCGGCGGCUCGAGCGCACACUAUGCAGUCAACAGCCAGUUCACCAUGGGCGGCCCCGCUAUCUCCAUGGCUUCACCCAUGUCCAUCCCGACCAACACCAUGCACUAUGGGAGCUAGGGGCCUUGCCCCUCACAGACUGACAGCACCAGGAAACCAAAUGAUGCCCCUGUCUGCCCCGCCCCACUGGGCGGCUGCCCCCUUUGUACUGGAGGAGCCCCAACACCUGAUCACAGCCCUCUUUACUAUGGGAACUUGGACAUUUUUUUACACAUGUUGCUGCCGCCCCAACCCCACAUCCCAGCCCUGAGCUGCCAUGUUUUACACAAGAUCAUGUCGUGGGAGCCUUCAUCCCCGCUUCCCAUCCUCUCCACCCUGACCUGGGUUUGACAUCUGGUGUAACAGGCAUGUCAGGGCCUCCCAGCUGUCAGGGUGACAGACCAUGGGGGAACAGCUGCCCUGUGUGUCCCUCAGCACCUGCCCCUGGUCUAGCUCCAAAGGAGAAAGUCAGCCUGACCAGGUGAGGCCUUCCCUUCAGCGGCCAGGCCUUGGUCACAACAGGUGUGACAUGCUGCUUUUUUUAAUUUUAUUUUUUUACGAAAAGAACCAGUGUCAAUCUACAGACCCUCUGAGAAGCCAGGCCGGCUGGGCCGAGCCAGCAGCCCUGCUCCCCAGAUUCAGAGGCUCAGUGGUGAGGGGUGGCCCUGCUGAGGCUCCCUCCCCACCAAAGGGUUCACCUCACACUUGAAUGUACAACCUGCCCCACUGUUGGGAAGGCUUCCGUCCUUGGCCUCUGCCUCUUGCUGCUGUUCUGUCCCUGAGCCCCUUGUACCCUAUAUCAAGAGGAGAGGUGGCCCCAGGUGCUGGGCCUGAAACAAAGGCCACCAUCGCCACUUGGGGCAGACACAGACACACCUCAAAGAUCUGUCUGGGAAGGCAUCCUUUUCCUUGUAGCUAGCAUUAGGCCUGUGUAUUUCCCUUCCAUACUUGUAGACGCUCCAGUCCCUACUACUAUGAUGGUAUUUUGGCCCUACCCCCAGACUGAGAAGGGACCUAACAGAAACCUUUCUCUUCAAAAAAAUAAAGAGACAAGGAAACAUUG